ACAAAGAAGAAUCACCAAUGGAGUAAUCAACUGUUGAAGGCACUCAUGAAAAACGCUUAUGAGGCAUUCACUGGAACUGGCGGAGAUCGACCUACUGAUGAUGAUUGGAAAGGUGACUUGAAGGAAAUAAAUGAUGUUUUUACACAAGGGCAGAACGGGCUGAAAGAUAAACAAUCUAACAACCAAAAAACAGAGAUGGCUUCCGAUAAUGAAAAGGAGUCGUCAUCAAAGAAGAAAACCGAAGCCCAUGAACAUGAUGAUGAUGACGACGAAAAAAUGACACCGUUCUUAGUGGCAGCAAAGUAUGGCAUAGUUGAAUUGGUGGAAGAGAUUCAAUCGAGGAUACCAAGUGCCAUCUACAACACCAGCUUAAAGAAGCGAAACGUGUUGCUGGUGGCAGUGAUAAAUAAGCAACCCCUUGUUAUUGAGAAAUUGAAGAACAUACUAUCGACUUCGAAACCAAAAGUUUGGGAGAACAUGGUGCUGGCAACAGAUUGUGAGGAGAACACAAUGUUGCAUUUGGCGGCAAAACAGCCUCUUGGCAAGGACAAGCCUUGGGGCAUAGCUGGCUCUGCUUUGCAAAUGAUGUGGGAAAUCAAGUGGUUUAAGUAUAUUAAUGAGAUUGUGCCGGAACACUUUUACUUCAGAAAUAACAAUGAAAAAAAAACCGCCGGAGAGAUCUUUGCCGAAGACCACAAAGAUCUCAUCAAAGAUAGCAGCGAGUGGCUGAAGGACACAUCGGAAUCUUUCUCCGUGGUGGCAGCGCUCAUUGCCGGUGUGUCCUUCGCUACAAGCAGCUCAGUGCCAGGAGGCAACGGCGACAACGGCCAGGCACCACUAGCCGGUCGACCGGCAUUCGAUACAUUUGCCAUCGCCUCCCUCAUUGGACUUUGCUUCUCCGUGACGGGACUGAUAAUGUUCCUGGCCAUCCUGACAUCUCGGAAAGAAGCCAGCGAUUUUCGUCGGAGUUUGCCGUGGAGUUGGGUUGAGCUCACUCUUUGUGUCUAUCAUAGCAAUGUUUGUUGCAUUUUACUCGGGCCAUUACUUUCUCAUCCAACACAAGUUCAGGACAUUGUUGUUUCCUCUCUAUACAGCCACUUCUUUUCCGGUGGCUUUCUUUGCCGUGGCGCAGUUUCCACUCUACGUUGAUCUUUUGAUAGCCAUAGUCAAGGAGGUGCCACGCCCAAAUUAUAAAAGUAGUAAUCUGAU
Messenger RNA from Arachis stenosperma, 1209 nucleotides. RefSeq lists its product as uncharacterized. The transcript has 3 exons. The coding region runs from base 46 to 1149 and encodes 367 amino acids. The record is from RefSeq and is a predicted model, not a curated record. NCBI's taxonomy places the organism in Eukaryota, Viridiplantae, Streptophyta, Magnoliopsida, Fabales, Fabaceae.